AUGGGCGGGGCACCGGUCUGGGGUACGCCUUCCGUCCCCAUGUUCUCUCCGAUGGCAGGGGUUGGCUUCGUGCCCAUGUACCCCAUGGCUGGUGUGGUCGGCUCCGAGGGCUGGCCACGCCCGCUAGCGACACCCGAGCCGCCACCACCAGCGGCGGUCGAGACAAGCCCACCCUGGAAGAACCGUGAUGACCGCUCCGCGAACGCGACGAACGCCGCGCCGCCCUGGGCCACCAGGGGCACAGUCCCAACGGCGGCGGCGUCGACGCUCGGCGGCGCGUCCCUCCGGCGACAGGUAUCCCGACCACAUCUCGACGGGCAGGAAGCGGAGGCGCGGAAGCGGGCCCCGCGCGAGUGGCGGACGGACUUCUCGCUCAACUCAUCGGGGCUCUUGGGUGGCUGCUGGGCUCGCGCGCGAGAUCAAGGUCGUUCGGGGGGAUGGAGCCCGGUGGAGCUGCACCGGUACCUGCAGUACUCAGCUCGCGGCCGCCGAUGCACCUCGACUCCGUUCCGCGCGAUGGGCGACCGGGUGCUGACGAACUUCGACCUCACCCGGUUCGUGUGCGAGCCGCCGCUGCCGCACAUGCGCCUCUUCCACGCGCACUUCCCGUGGUACAUCGACGUCGAGGCGCAGAACCCGUCCGGGGUGACGCUCUACGAGCUCUUCUACGCGAUCUGCGAGUGCAUGGCGCGCCAGAUCGAGAACGCGGACUACUACAACGUCGAGAUGAACACCGAGUCCCGCGGCCGGGUCUCCGAGUCGUGGGGUGCGCGGUGUCGGACGGAGGAGGAGCGGCAGCAGGGCAUCCGGCGCGUCGACUUCCUCAUGGGCCGGGUCAUCAUGGAGGGCAUCCAGAAGGCGAAGGACGGCUUGUGGGAGAUCAAGACGAAGAAACUCCCGGGGUAG
This is a messenger RNA of Epithele typhae, 906 nucleotides long. RefSeq lists its product as uncharacterized. The record is from RefSeq and is a predicted model, not a curated record. Bases 1 to 906 code for a protein of 301 amino acids. Lineage: Eukaryota; Fungi; Basidiomycota; Agaricomycetes; Polyporales; Epitheliaceae. The transcript is spliced from 4 exons.